UGAGGAUACCUCGAGGAAACAUAUGUGAAUCAUACCUUUGAAUAAAUUACAAAAUGAAAUAUUAUACAUGAACUUUUAUUUCAUAUUUUUCUUGGUUGCGAAAAUAAGACAAUAACUGAGCGUCCUCCCCCGCUGACCAAAAUAGAAUCUCCCUAGCCUGCACGCUUGAAAAAAUGGCGGACGAAGAGCAACCCCAGACUGCAGUAGUAGAGGAGCCGCUGGACCUGAUCCGCCUCAGUCUGGACGAGAGGAUCUAUGUCAAGAUGAGAAAUGACAGAGAGCUGAGGGGAAGGCUCCAUGCAUACGACCAGCAUCUGAACAUGAUCCUUGGUGACGUGGAGGAGACAGUCACCACAGUGGAGAUAGACGAGGAAACAUACGAGGAAAUAUACAAAACCACCAAGCGGAACAUUCCCAUGCUGUUUGUCCGAGGAGAUGGAGUCAUCUUGGUGGCACCACCUCUCAGAGGAGGAGCUUUCUAGUCGACAUUAAAAACUACAUUUUGUAUGGCAACUUGUACCUAGGAAGACAUUAGGUACUGUUUUGUACAGAGCAUUCUUUUGAAGAUGAUAUAGAUGACCAGUAUUUCUUCAUUUACAAUAUCUUCAUAAUUAUGUUUUAUGCUGAGAAGAAACUUUUGUGGUCGCAUCGUCUUUAUCUGCCUCCGUCUGUAGCUCUUUAUAAAGUCUUAUAUGCUGGAUGGAACAUGCAGGAUAAAAAACAAGGAAGUCACGACCAAUAUUAUUAAGUAACUACAUGUAUGGUUUCAUAUUAUUAACCUACACAUGUCUGGCUGUCAUAUUCGAGAAUGAAUUUGUUUCAAAAGAUACUUUUGACAAAGACUAGUGUAUGGUUGUUUUGACUUUUGCCAUUUUGUUUUAUUGUUUCUUUUUUAAUCAAAUACAUGAGCUCAUUAAGGUAGCUUGUUAUUGACAGUGAUGAAGACUUAUAACUGAGAUCCACAUAAAGGGCAAACAUUUAUCCAAGGCAGGUACUUGUAACUGUUAAUCAAGAGAUGAUGUGAUCAAUCCAGUGACAAUAACUGCAAUAAAGCCUGUCAUUAACAAUUGG
Messenger RNA from Branchiostoma floridae (Florida lancelet), 1071 nucleotides. RefSeq names its product U6 snRNA-associated Sm-like protein LSm3. Gene Ontology annotation, molecular function: RNA binding. The record is from RefSeq and is a predicted model, not a curated record. Bases 174 to 482 code for a protein of 102 amino acids. Gene Ontology annotation, biological process: P-body assembly; mRNA splicing, via spliceosome. Lineage: Eukaryota; Metazoa; Chordata; Leptocardii; Amphioxiformes; Branchiostomatidae. Gene Ontology annotation, cellular component: U4/U6 x U5 tri-snRNP complex; U6 snRNP; P-body. The transcript has 4 exons.